Messenger RNA from Actinia tenebrosa (Australian red waratah sea anemone), 761 nucleotides. RefSeq lists its product as uncharacterized. The record is from RefSeq and is a predicted model, not a curated record. Lineage: Eukaryota; Metazoa; Cnidaria; Anthozoa; Actiniaria; Actiniidae.
UAGCAAUUAUGAAAUAUUCACUGAGUUGCGAUGGUAUAAAAGAAUCCUUGUCAGGUCUUUGGAAUUGAAGCAUCAUACUUCUGACACCAUUAUGUUUGUCAUUCUUGCUUUGGCUGGUCUCGUUUGUGCCACUUCGGCCUAUAACGAAAUUGCUAAUGGAGUACCCACUCAGUCAGGGAUAACAGAAUGGAAACAACUCAACGUACACGAAGUGUGCUUCGAAGCAAGACACGAUCGUUACGGUUCCCUCUUUAACUACAUCCACGCUGGCCUGGUUGGUGCUAUCAAGCUGGAGUACAUCUCAGGACAUGUGCGAUGUGUGUCUAACAUUGCCUAUAACAGUCGAUGGGGCUGUGGUCACUACAGCUCAUUCGUAAAAUCUCCUCUGAAUGUCGUCAUAACAGAUAGAAACAACCACGUCAUUUUCCCCAAGAAAGAUUAUAUCACUAAUGCUGGUCUCUGGUACUGGCAUCCAUUUGUAAGCGACUCCAACACCAAAGAUCUCGUCUUCUCUGACUUUGCCCAACCAUUCUACCUUCCUCAAUACGAACAGAUCAGAAUUUGGUACGGUGAAGACCUCAAGAAUUGGUCUGAACACGAUAAUCAGGGAAGAGUGUGCGUCAAUGUUUACGCAAAAUUCAUCAAAUAAACGCUGGUUGGACUUUGUAAUCAUGGUGUAGAUCAUAACCCUAAUUUUUUGGUUAAUUGUAAUCGUCGUGGCGAUAGAAUUGUGAUUCAAAUAAACCAAGCGUUUUACACAA